AUGGCCGACGACGAGAUCUCGCCCGCGGAACCGAGGGCGGAAAAUUCCAAUCGAGACGCGGAGACGACCCAGGCGGAUGACGGAGUGACGCGAGAACAGGCCCGAGAUAGCAAGGCUUUGCCUCCUCUGCCGGCGCGACCUCUCCCUCCGUCCCAUCAAGAAAAGACCCUCCUCCGGCAAUCCGCGCUCCCUCCACCGCGCGGGGUCCAUUUUGGCCCUCUACCGGUGGAACAGCCCCAGAUCCCCGUCCAAAACGAACCUCCAAACCGCCCCGGGUGGCGCAAGACGAAAUGGGGGUUUCUCCUGCUGUCCUUGCCUGUCUCCGCGACCAUUGUGGGCGUCGGCCUCGCGCUCGGCUACUUGAAUGCCCCGUACGCCCCGUGGCACGAGGACUCGCCGACUGAUUGGGGGUUUGGGUCCUCCGCUGCUGCCGCCGGCGUCUCGAUCAUCAUCGUUGUGGCCGAAUUUGCUGUGGCGCUUUGGUCUAAAUCCCGGCAGGGUAUGCAUCCGGGUGCGCUCGUCGCCGCGCACCUCAUCAUCACGCUGAUGGCUCUCUCCGCCGUGGUCAUAGUCAGCCUCUUCAUCAUAGACUAUGUGCCGAGUGACUGGUACGAUUAUCCCCGGGCCGAACGCAUCUCUUUGAGCAGCCAGACCGCAAUUUAUGGCCAAGUCUUACUCGGCUUCGACUGUGCUCUGCUCGUCAUCCACUUCUUUUUGUUCAUCGGCGCCUGUGUCGAUACCAAUCGCCUUUCGAACGCGAAGAAACAGGUGCUCGUCGUCAAUGUACCCGUCCCCGUUGGGCCCCAAUAUCCCGUCGGCCCAUACGGCUAUUACGGAGUGCCCCAGCCCUUCCCACCAGGCGCACAACCAGGACAUUACCCAUAUCCUCCAGUACAGGCACCCCCACAAGCCAGGGACGGCGCCUCACCCGCUGUGUCCCAACAAACGGCGAUGUACGGCGGAUACUACGAGCCCGCGCCCGCCCCCACGUCCGCACCGGUCCCUGCAACCCGAGCCGCCAGAUCUUCGCGGACCCCAGGGCAACGAGAAUCUUCAGCGCCUGCCGCUGCGUCGGCCUCCGGGUCUCAUCGACCGCAGGGCCAAACUACGUCUCCAGUUGAGCAACCGGCUCAGUCAACUGUCCCGCCAGCAGAAGCAUAG
Molecule: messenger RNA, 1161 nt
Organism: Dichotomopilus funicola
Lineage: Eukaryota; Fungi; Ascomycota; Sordariomycetes; Sordariales; Chaetomiaceae
Exons: 2
Coding region: 1-1161 (386 amino acids)
Source: RefSeq, a predicted model, not a curated record